Spirometra erinaceieuropaei is the source of this 13836-nucleotide messenger RNA. The record is from the annotation of a GenBank genome assembly. Lineage: Eukaryota; Metazoa; Platyhelminthes; Cestoda; Diphyllobothriidea; Diphyllobothriidae.
AUGAUAUUAGAGUCAAAGUUGGUAGGUCUAGAUGGUCUUAUUGUUGCAGUUGCAAGUUGAGCAGAGGACAUCCGCCUUGAUAAUCGCUCCCACGAAGGAACUAUGCGACCAGAUCACCAAGGACAUCAAAUCCUUGUGCAAGUAUGCCUCAAGAGAACUGAACGUUGUGGAUGUGGCGCAGAGUUCUGAUGUUGAUAUACUAAGGUAAGUGAGCUGCUAGUGUUAGAUUAGUCCAUUAGACCAGUGCUUGUUGAAAAGCCCGACAUUAUUGUCGGGACACCAUUUCGUAUCCUGGCACAAUUGCACCGCAAGAGGCUUCAUUUCGAGGACCUUACUUUCCUUGUUGUGGAUGAAGCUGAUCUCGUUCUCGCCUUCGGAUACGGUAAGGAUAUCCAGGAGUUAAAAUCUUACUUACCGAAGACUAACCUGCAGGUAGAUUGCCAACAUGACCAUAUACUUUUUUCAGGUUGUUCUUAUGUCUGCCACCCUCGAUGAAACAACGAAGGAGCUUCGGCGCUCUAUUCACACGGGCGAGUGGGUACGUGUCGAACUUCCUGAGGAAAACUUUCUGCCUUCAAACAACCGACUUACACAGUAUAUGAUAAGGUACGUUAUUGCAAUAAUCGAACACUUUCAGUGCUGAAGAGCCCUCGAAAUAUGCUAUCUUGAUUGCGAUGAUCCGUCUAAAGCUUGUUAGAGGCAAAACGAUGAUAUUUACGAACUCCAUUGAUCGCUGUUAUAAGUUGUGCAUUUUCCUCAUAACAACAGUGUUCAGGCUAAAAAUCUUUCUAGAGGAAUUUGGCGUCCAAACUGUUAUUUUGAAUUCGGAACUUCCUGUUGCGACGCGGUGCCAUACUGUCCAACAGUUCAACAGAGGACUGUACGAUUAUCUUUUGGCAACUGAUGAGAAUGAUUCGACUGAAGUCGCGGAACCCUCUAAGAAGCAUCAAAGGUACAGUGUUCGUUCGUUCGACUUUUGACGACACCAUUUCCUGAACGCAAAAUCUGCUCUUAUUUAUUUCUUUCGGUCGGUUCUUCUCCUGCCUUGAUAAGCCGUUGUAUUAUUCCGCCCUUCAGAAACUUCCCAAAAGAUACGGAAUACGGGGUUUCCAGAGGCAUCGAUUUCAAGCUUGUCAGUAACGUCAUUAAUUUUGAUUUUCCUCUGACGGCCAAGCGUUACGUUCACCGCGUUGGUCGCACAGCCCGAGCUGAUCAGAUGGGUACGGCACUGUCCUUUGUUAGUAGUGCAGAGGAACCCAGGCUGGUCGAAGUUGCUGCGCUUCUUACGCGUGGGCUGCCAGCAGCCUCUGGGGCUUCCGAUAAGUCUACUGGUAUGUCUUACUAGUCUGCUUUCUACUUCGUUUCCUUUGUGCAUUUCUGAAGCUCUGUCUUAAAAUAUUCUACCUUUCCGUCUUUUUAAUGUUACAUGACUGUUUAGGUGUGCAUGGUAAUGUGGCUUGUGCUCCUUACAUGAAAUUACCCACACUCUUUGUUCUCCCAAUAUUAUGGUUCGGCCGUCACAAACAACGGCGUCCAUUGCUACCCCAGUACGUGGGCACAAAUGUGACUUGCACAUAAACUUGUUUGGUCAGAUGGGAUUUUGCAGCAUCUACUUCGCUCCUUAAAUACCCAUAGUGCUCCGAUAGCUAACCAAAGUCAAGACGACUGGAGGUGGCUGCGUCUCUGUCACGAAAGCAAAAUAGAUGAAAACGUUGUUGUUGUUGUUGUUGGACAAAUGUUUCUAGGCCGUGCAUAUGAGCAUCAGCUUUAGGUGCACUAACAGGUGUUGCAUCAUUCUGUUUGUCAGUUGGAAUUGUGCUACUUUCCUGCUCAGUAAUGGGUGGGCGGUCAGGGGAAAAUGGGAUCGAAUUUUCAUGUACGGGCGUGGCCAUCUCCUGAUGGCAAUCACCAAUAUCUUUUUCACCACUGGGAGCAAGUAGUCGAACGGAUACAGCUUCCUCUCUGCCGUUAUUGAAUUAUAUAUGAGCAUAUUGGGGAUUACACUCGAGCAGAUCGACCUUCUUAACGAGCGGAUCAAAUUUGGACUCCUGACUGCCCUUCUUCAGCAGAACUCUGCCACGAAAGGCAAGCUACAUGAGCAGAGUAGUCCCAGCGGUUGAGCUUCUAUUGUAGACAAAAAUUCUCUGAUGAGGUGUCGCAUUAGUGACAGUACAUAAAAGUGACCCAAUUGAGUGUAAAGCGGACUCCCAGUGCGUGACAGGCAAACUUUGGGACUUUAGAGCAAGUAGGAUAGUCAUCCAUAAAGCUUGGUUCAAACGUGUGACCUGCCAAUUUCCAGGGGAUUGUACGGAGUUGUUAUACUCGUCGCCACUCCCUUAUUACGAAGGAAUUGCUGAACUUCGUUUGACAUAAAUAACGAUUCCCACUCGGUGUGCAAUAACGGAGUAGCGAAUAUGGAGGAGCUGACACAAACAUUUAAUUUCAGUUUCAACAGUCUGAUCAGGACAGGCAAAUGCAAAUGGGGAACGAUAAUAUUCAUCAAUAAUCGUCAGCCGAUAGCGGUCGUGGGUUACCGACGGAAGAUGACCUUUGAAGUCGAGUGACAAUCGUUCGAACAGUUGGGUAGCUUUGAUGAUUUGGCCAUGUGUCUUAGGCAAACGGGGUUUGACUUCACAGCACUCCUGGCAUUUGCGGAAACAUAUAAAAUCUCCUCUAUCGAAAAGGGGAGAUUCCGGGCUCGAGAAAAGUGUGAAAGCCGAGAGACACCGAGAUGACAAAGUGACACAUAUAGUUCCUCCAGAUUGACACUGGUUAGUGAAGCGCCACAACAAUGACAGGAAAACGUGUCCGCCGCCCGAUUUUCUUUACCAGGUCGGUAGAUAAUGUCAAAUUUGAAUGAGGAUAGUUCCAACCUCCAGCGUUUGACCUUACCAUUCUUGACCUUCCCCUUUUGCCGGUUGCCGAGAACAAGGGCAACAGAAUGCUGACCCGUGAUGAGUUUAAGGCUAUUACAGAGGAGGACGUGCUUCCGUUUGUUCAUGGAUUCCACUACGGCGUGUGCGUCUUUCCCUAUAGCUGAAGGAUGUCGCUCAUUUGGAGAAAGGCUACAUGAAAAGAACGCUACUGGUCGGUCAUUCUGAUUCAGUGUGGCGGCGAUUGCGACGUCCGAGGCAUCAGUCUCGACAACUAAUGUGGUCUCGUCCUGAACACUGGCCACUGUAGCUUUCGCAAGUUCCUCCUUUAGAGUCUCAAAUGCUUCCAUUGCCUUCAGUAGUAAAGGUGAAGUCUCGUUGUAGACAAGCAGACGAAUUUUAUCUGAAAAAUGAGAUAUCCAUUGUGAGUAGUAUGCAAACGGUCCCACAACUCGUUGUAAAGCUUAUGCGGAGAAGCCAUUUCACACAAGGGCCUUAGAAGGUCCGGAUCUGGCUUUACUUUGCCAGUGGAUACCUUGUAAUCAGGAAGUUUGAUUUGUUUGACAGCAAUAACACUUUUGGUUUUAUUGAAUGUUAGUCCGUACUUCUAGGCCACGUUAAGGAAUUUUUGAAGAGUUGAAUCAUGCCCCGCGAGGCUGUUCCCACAAAACGUGAUAUUGUCCACAGAGACGUAAAUAUUCUUUAGACGCUCACGCGUAAUUAUGUCGUCGAUGGCCCAUUGGAGGCACACAACCCGCCGAUCACACCAAACGAGAUACGACAAAAAUGAUAUAAACGUCCACAAGCUUCAAAGGCAGUGUACGGUCUUCCCUCUACCCCGAUGCCUAUCUGGUGAUAGGUGUUCUUGAGAUCAAGAGUGCUAUACAUAUCGUAGUUUACAGUAUGUUCAAUCAUUUCGUUUAGGCUGGGGAGGGAUAGGCGUCUAGAAGCGUGUAUUUGUUGGUCGUUUGGCCACAAUCGACAAUCAUCCGCUUUUUGUGGUUUUCAAUAGCUACCACCAAAAAUUGGGCUCGCCAAGGGGAUAAUGAGUGAUCAGUUACACCCUCGGAAAGAAGGUGAUGAAUCUCUCGUAUAAAUCGCUCAUCUAUAUUGGUGUUUCAGCGGGAUUUAGUAGCGAUAAGUUUGCAGUCCGGUGUCAGAUUAAGAAACAAACAGGGAGGCUCGACUCAGGCGACAGCCACAGAACAAGGCGAGAACGUAGGUUUAGAUCCAUCAAAAUCGAUUUUAACACUUGUGGAGCCGAAGAAAGUCAUGUUCAACUAGAACUUGUACUUGAUACGACUGCGAUCAUGUCUGAUCUAGCCGGCCUCGAUAAUGUUACGACCUGUGCCCCUCCACGCGUGACGGUCCGCGGCAGCAGAUCUGGACAACCCAACCCAUUCCCUUCGCCAACGACGGAGACCGAAUACCGAAGGUCCAAGAACCACCUCCAUGUCUUGACGAACUGUGUCGAGCCAGGUUUUGGGUUGGCCCCCUCUUCGACGCCUCCAAUAGGGCGACGGUGCCGGAUCAAAGGCAGAAACACUGAGCUCCUAAGGUGGACGACGAAGAACAUGCCCAAACCACCUCUGUCGUCUUUCUUGGAUGGCCCGAGUUAUCCUUGCGAUGUUGUCGCAGCGAGCGCGGACUGCCUCAUGUGAGACGAAGUCGGUGAACCUCUUUCGAAGGAUGAUUCUCAAGCAGUGGUGGUCAAAUACCUCCAGUUUUCGCUCGAACUCCAUGCGCAAAACCCAACAUUUACAACCGUUGAGAAGGACAGACCGGACAGAUGCACAGUACACGCGAAUCUUAGUGUCGCUGCUGGUCCGCGACUGCUUAUUCGUCAGACGUGGGUCUUCUUAUUUCGCAGCUAACCUUCACUGAAGGUCGUCCAGCUAUCCGCCACCUGUGGACCGCCGGAUAGCCAACAUCUAGGCUAACGGGCAACCCGUCUUCCCGGCGAUCUAACUAGAACAUCGGCACACAAAUCUGGCAAGACCGAUAGCUUGACCCACUCGUGUAUCGUACAUUGAUAUUUAAUAGAGACAAAAACGUGUCCUUGCGUGGCGCUGGUUAAGGCGGUGGGGGCAGUGGAUAUCUUAGUGCGAGAGUUAUGAGCCUCCAACUCAUUUCGGAGCACUACUGAAGAAAUAUAACUUCCAGAACUACCUAUGUCAAGUAGGGCCUUAAAAGUAGUCCUAUUUACCUGUAAUUCGACCACUGCACUUGAAAGACGGUCAGGAACAGCAGCUGAUGCUACGGUGGAAACGGUAGGAUACAUAGUGGAAGAGACGGCUCUUCGGAUUCGUGAUGCUAGGCGCUCCUUUUGGAAGUGCCCUUUUUAACGUAUCCUUUGCAUAAGGCAUCGCGUAUGGGACACAUCGGACGGUGGUGCAUGUAUCCACAAAAGAAACAUUUGCUAUGGGAUGAAGUAGAAGCCACUGCGCCAGGUUCUUUAACGGGACUCGACGAAAUUUCACAUGGCCCAGUAACAACAGAGAAUGACGUCGUCGGAGGAUUCUGAUACAACAGAGAUCGUCUUUCUGCCAAUUCUAGUGACCUCGUCUGAUCAAAGGCAGUUUGGAAGUUCGAAUUCUUCUGCUCCAAUAACAUCUGUCGAAUCUGGUUUGACGAAGGGCCUCUGAUGAACUCGUCCCUGAUGGCAUCGCGAUGUUGUUCAGCCGUAACGGCUUUAAAAUGCCUAGUCCUUAGCUAAGGACUUUAACUUUUGAGCGAACUGGUCGAGGGUUUGUCCGCAUUCCUGUCUGCAGGUUGCCAGAAGAUGGCGGGCGAAAAUUUCGUUUUUGGGCCGUAGGUAGAGACCGUGCAGCAAUUUAACAGCUUCUUCGUAACUGGAGCAUUCACUGAUGCAUUCCCAGACUGUCUAAGAAACGUAGUUAGUCAGAACUUUUAACUUAUUCGGUUUCAGGCCAUCGAUCAUGGACAACAAAAUUUUUAGAAGUGCGAAACCGAUGGUUCCACUGUUCAGAAACGUCUUGAGAAUUUGGAUCAACAUUAAAUCGUUCUGGCCUAAGGAAUCGAUCCAUUCAGGGAUUGCAAGAGGAAUAAAGUGUUGUAGCUAGGACCGUAGCAAGCACACGAGAGGGAGAACAAGAGCAAAUCGGGAUGCAACAGUCAGAACGAGAAUACCCUUUAAUAGGGCUUUAUUCAUCUUGCAGUUGACGUACUGGAACUAAAACGGUUCAUGGUCGCCUUGUGACAACGCCGUCAUCGGACAUUGCGGCUUUUUUAUAAGGCUUUCAGCGAUAGUUUCGAAUACACGCACUCCUGGCACUGUCAGUCAGCCGGAUCGUUUCACUUAAAACCUGGUCCUUGCGCCGGGGUCUACUGUCGGACGACACUUUCGGCGAGGGAAUCGUUUGACUAGAUCUCCUAGCCAUCAGCCAUUAAUAUGGACUGAAGGGGAUCUCAAUUUGUUCUAUAAAUAUAACCGCGAAAAUGCCUUACAUACUGACAGGCCCACGGACAUUUACAAGUCUCAGACAGCUACUGGAAUGUUUACUUUGUCCUAGGCAACUGUAAUUAGCACACCGGUUCUUUGUCCCAAACCCAGCUACCUAACUUACUACUUUGUCAUUAGCGUAUUAGUAAACUUUCCGACUUCAGGUUAACAGGUCAUAUUCACUCGCCUAACUCUUGCUUUCUUUUUCUGUUACUUGCGUUUAGUGGAUGCGGUCUUUAAACCUUACCAGUUUCGUCUGUCAGAAGUGGACGGUUUCCGUUAUCGUGCGGCCGUGAGUAAAAUUGGAUGGCCUUAUACAACUUUAAAAUGCGCUCCCUAUUUAUUUCUUAAUCUUGCCUGAUUUCAUAUACUUGUCAGUUUGAGUUCCUUGGAGGGAAGAAUGCUUGCCAACUAUCAUCCAUGUCCAGCCAAUCAACUUAAAGGUCAGGUCAGACUGGAUAGAACACGUGAUGCGUCUUUAUUCCGUUUUCAUACUAUUCUCAUGGCUAUGAGCCUAGCUGACGGUAGGUGCAGCAGACUACCCGCCUUGAAAUCGAAAUUUGUAUGGAUUGUGGGUUUAAAGAAACUUACACGUUUAGGUUACCUCUCCUUCCUUCUUCUACGUAACUACACCCUAGACCGAAUAAAGCUACCAGACAAUAGGCACACAUGUGUAAUUAAUGACUUUCAACAAGAUUUGUUACAGGAUUGCCACUGUUCUCCACAAUGCUCCACGCCUGUCGAGACCAAAAGUGCUGAAUUCACUUUUGCAUGUGUCCGGUCGCGGCUAUUGGCCAGAGCUACUGCGAACUGUCUCCCCUGUCUUGGCUUCUCUGUCUGUCCACAUGCGAAAGCGAGCCACCCCGUGCUGUGCAAAUAGCCAUACACUUUGUCAGAUGACUGACCUUUUGGCAAGGAAGGCUUGUCAGGCCUCCAGUCCUAUUUUCUUUGAAUUCAUUGAGUUCUGUUGACAAAUUUCGGUCAAGAUGAAGAGAAUACUGAUAGAAGCGAACAAGCGAGUUCCAGGAAGCAGUUUAGAAGACGAAGAGAAGAGAAUAGCCUAGGCACUGGAACUAACCUGACACGAAUAUCCCGUUCACGCGUCACAACAUGAUUAGCACCUCCACGCAACUGUACCGAGUUUCGCACAACUUGCCACCCCUUCACAGACGCUAGAUGGCUUAACAUAGUUGGGGCGGUUAUCAGGGUGCGGUCGCCGGACUCAUUAAGGCUUCGUAGGGCUAAAGGUGAGGUGUGGGCACAAGUCUGGAUGUUAAUCCAUCCAAAAGGACUUACCAGUUCUGACUAACCAGUGUAUCCCAGCGCCUGGUGGUAGUUUGAGCAUCACAGGUACCGAGGUUUAUACUAUGCAAGAAAGGGCGCAGUUGUGACAUGCGCGUGAAUUUGUUUAUAAUGCGAGAGGCUCUCAUUGUCCUCAAUGUGUGCCAGCUUACAGGGCUAUACGGUCUGUCAACGCUCUGAUGUUCCGGUUGUUUUUAAUGACGACGACUCUGAACUCGCUUAGAUGAGAUUGCCAUAAAGGCCGCAUUAAGAAUCAGCUACUACAGCCUGAUCCGCGCUCAUGAAAAGACGGAGUUACUUCGUCGGUUGACAGACGUUCAGGCCACAAACUUUAGCGCGUCGUGGUAGGUCAACGUGCCUCAGAUUUAUCAUAAUGGGCAAUGCGUGGAGUCGCCGUAGGGAUGAGCUCCCCAGUGUCGGCCUCACUCUCCCGUCGCCCAUCCACCGGUCGACUGUCCGAACCAGUCAAACAACUGACAUUGCGGUUAGACACAGUGUUUGGCAGGGCUGAAUAGUCCAUAUACACUUGACACACACGACGGUGAAACGUCGCAUGUUAGAGCGUGCACCUCUCGCGUAAGUGGGAAGCAUGGCCUUUAUUGUGUCUUAGUACAUGAAGUGGGGACCAUCCAACUGCACCCAAGACCAUCCGCGGUUCUGUCAACAUUUUCUCGUCAUCGGAGCGAGGUGGAUGGAAAAAGAGGCUGUAGUAGAUGCUGCGCAAGUCUGUUUCUAAACUAAUUCGUGCCGAAGUCAGUGGUACAGCGCCCAGUCCGUGCGGCACGCGGUGGCUGUCGGCGCUUUCAAAGGUCGAACUGUCAUAGGCGUGUAGGUGAAACGUGGUAUUAUAUUUUUCGCUUAAUCGUGUUACUUUACUGAAGAUUUUCCUAGAUGUUUAUACAGCCGAACGCUCCGGAACAGUUAAGGGAGCGUGUAAGCUGGGGUUUCCGGCAGUGGUUCGCUGGUCUACGUGCGAACAAUUCGCCGGCCGUUGUGUAAGGUGCGGUCGCAAUGGUGACCGGUUGGUACUGAGUCCACAUUGUUGGUGGUAGUGGACAGGAUGAGAGGACAGGUAGGUCAGCUUAUUUCCGCGAUCCUGCUGGUGAUAGCAACGAUUUAUGUCGGAGGCGAUUAAAAUCAGUGAGUCGCCGCGGCAGUGGAUGCGAUGCGAUCCGACCAAUCCGGUGGGUGCUUUGAACGUCGGCCGGCCAUGCGGUGUUGGGUGUUUGGCAGCAUUGAUCCGUGACGGCGUGCUUGCCUUAUCUGCGAGUACCCGCAGUGACAUUGCGGUAGACUAGUCACAUGGGCAGGCGCCUGUCAUCUGUCCGUGCAAUGUGACCUCCCUAUCUCAGUUUUAUCUGCCUCACCGUAGCGUGUAUACUGAGAAUGUCGAUAUCUUCCAGGAACUCCGUGUCAGGGAUCCUGUCUUGCCGCAGCGGAGGCACCUGAGGUGAAAAUGGUUGAGUCUUCUAGUUUGGAUUUCGUAGACUAUCUAUGUUUUCUGUUGUGGUCAGGAUCUCACUCGAUCCCUUUCUGUCCAUCCCCCAGCUUGCUACGGGCGACGACGAACGUUGCGCCGUAGGACACAUACCACAUGUAAUACAUACGCAGCCCACAGAGUUCCGUUUAUGUGCGCGUUGUAUUCAUCAGAUGGUGUUGAUUGAUACAUAACCACAUUCUUCUCCGUGUCAUGGUCGGAAGGCGGAAGUAAGUGGAUCCAUGCUUCAUCGCGUGUUUGCAUCCGUCGUCGUACUGAGGGCUCAAUCAUCCGCGAACACAUGAUCAUGAACGCUGGUCGUGGAGACUCACGUGGUUGCCGACAUGCGUCGGAUGUUGAGCAACCGUUCAUCAGUUCGGCAAGCGAUGUUCAUUUGCGGCCGCUCUUCACGGUAGACGUCCAUCAGCUUGGAGUAUGACACGAAGCUGAUGACUGAGGGAGCAAGUACAUGAGCCAGCUUCACCCCAUUUGUUACAGCGAUUGCUUUAGAAUCUGCCCCGUUGUCCAUGGCGCGAGCUUCUAUAUCCGUCGAGUUAGCGACAUCCGUGUGGAACACCUUGAGCAUCCAAAUUUCCACAAAUCUUUCCAAAUCUCGUCGCGAUUGACAGUGUCGAGGGCGACUGUCAAAUCAACGAAUGUGGUGUGUAGCCUGGUCCUUCUUUCUUGUUUUUUUUUCUUAUAGUUAACGGGCAGCGACGAUCUUGUCGAUGGUUAUGUGGUUCCCUCAAAAUGUGAGUUGAGUUUCAAGAACAAAUCCCUGCUCCAGGUGAAGAUCUAAACAAUAGAGCAGGAUGCCGGCAAAGACUUUUCCUGUAACGUUAAGCAGGGUGGCGCCGCAGUGAUUGUCACGGGGUUGCCGGCUUCCUUUUUGCCGAAGUAAACGAAGGUGGCGUCCUCGAUGUCAUGAGCGACUUGUCCUUGUCUCCACAACUGCCACUUGGGAUUUCUGUUCGAUUAAGUGCAUAUUACGGUUUGACAAUGGAGGGCUGACCAAGCUCUUCAAAACGUCAUCAACUAAGUAAACCCGUUUCGAUGAGCCCACCUUUUUCUUCAAAUAUCCAGACCAGUUUGUCCGUGACCUGUGGGCUGCUAUAUUUGUAGAAUUCGUGAGAGAGUGAGUCAUUGUCCGGUGUCACGCCGCAGGAAUAUGGUGUUUGAUUACAUUAUCAUACAGCCAGGUCGAACGGCUGAGGUCUGCGUUGGCUUUCGCUCAAAGGAGUAUCUUGAUGACUUCAUCGGAUAUUUUUGAUGUCCAGUUGAGGACACUUCCGAAGUGGUCAACUCCAGAGUUUUCGUUUUUUCCAUCAGGAGGGUUUUUUUGUCGGAACUGGACAGUGGCGUCUUCCUAUGACUUGGGGACUGCAAACCGUCUUGAAGGACGCGAAGCAGUUGUUCACUUCAUUGUGAUCUGCGUAUGUUUGGGUUCCUUCACUCCUGCAGAUCGCCCAUAAGUUUUGCUCCUUCCUCGGUCGCUGAUGCACUGGGCUGCAGCAGUUAGAGCAUAAAAAAGGUUGCUCCGACUUUACAUGGGAAAGAUGGGCUUUGACCCUUUGUUGGUAUGCAGGACAGGCUGGUGCCGGCCUCUGUCAAGCUGGACGCAAAACGCGUCAUAACUUCCCAUCGGGCUACCCAAGUUCUCCAAACCCUACUUGGGGACUUUUUGAAGCAUUUGUCAUCUCUUGCCUGUCAUAGCCUAAACAAUUCUGCUCUACAUAAAUUACACUCAUUAUCCUCGCCAGUUAGUUGGAGAACAUUUUCAGGCCGCCGGCUAUCUGUGUUCCACGUUAUUGUUCGAUCAAUCGGAAUGAACGCACCUGACAUUCUAUCCAACCUCCCAGUAACAAACGCGCUGUGUAAAUUUUUCGGCCUGUAAACAAGUAAUAGAAAAUAGGUUUGCCUACUGAACUCUCUUCUGGGUUACCCAAUGCAGCACUGGCAUUUUAACCAGGGUCUUUGUGAUUUUUCAUUUCACGACUUUGUCCGCUUCACUCGUUUCCUAUCCGCUUCCCACAGGACAUUGUUGGCAGAAUCAGUAGAAAGCGUAUUCGCGAAGCCCGGCUUAAGGAAAUCAAAAUGGAACUUAUAAAUUCGGAACGUUUAAAAGGUUACUUUGCUGAUCACGCCGCCGACUACGAUGCUCUACGGCACGACAAGCCUCUGUCUGCAGUCGCUCAGCCCCAUCUAAAAGAUGUUCCGGAGUAUAUGGGUAUGUCUUUUUGUUAAUCAUCCGUACGUUCCUGUUAAUUUGCGUUAUUUUGAGGAAAAAUCCCUACAAGUGGUUGUCCUCUGCGCCCAGGGUCGAGAUUGAGCAAAUAUGGUCCUGAAGAAACUGCUUUCCUCUCACUGCAACUUUCCAGGCCUGACAAUCGGCCGAAUAUUGCAGCACACGUCAAACUCGGACAGUCAGCAGGUGCAUGGGAGAGGAAGGUGAGAGUGAGGUCGACAUUGGGGACUCCAUCCUCACAACACGCCAGCGCAUUUCCCACUAUGACGCGCCUAGUCAUGACUAGAUGAGAUGGAUAACUCGGCCUUACACGGGACUGAACGUCAGGCGGUGAUGGCUCCUUAAUGUAGCGUCUUCAGCACUCCGACUCAGAUAAGAUCCUACCAUGUGAUAUUCGAGACGCUUCCCCUAGUGAAAACCCGGUGCAUGCUGUUGGGACCAGGUCGUGUGUUGCACGCGUCAACGGGCUGUUUAACCAUAUCGGCUACCGCGCCCAUUCACGGUCGUCUUCAUACCGUCUUUCCGCCGGAGCCGGGCAAGUGAGAAUGGAGAGUGUGGCAGGUGCUGCGCAAGUUCGCUGCCGAAGUCACCACCGUACGCCAACUCCGCAGGACACAUUGUGGGCGUUUUCGUUCGCGACGGUCGAACUUUCGGCAGCGGAAGUUGCCAAAUGAACGGAUAAGACUCUUCGGUCUGGACUUCGGGCUCCGAUCGCCCUCUCCCGCUACGGCCUUGAGCCAAAUCUUACAGCUAUGAUAACAUCUGGCUCGUGCCAAUUGGGGAACGCGAUAAACAUGGGGUCAUCCACUGCACCAAGCUCACUUGCAGUCACUCUGAUCUAGCCUUGUCAUUAAAACGCAUUGGGUGUGAAAAGGGGGCAAGGCUGAUACCGUACAGACUUGUGUUACGUCAAACUAAGAUUGUCAUAGGAGGCAGCGGUAGUCCUUCUUGAGUUCUAAUUGCUGAGAAAGCUUCAUUUCUCAGGUCAGACAAGCUGGCCUGGUCUCGUAUGCUGCAUUGUCACAAGGCCUUAUAUUUGGAACUCUGAUAAAUCACCCGUAUAAUGCGUUCUCUCGCCACUGUCGCUCAAUUCCGCGGUGCCCCGUCUUCCUAUUUUUGCCUACACUGCUAGCGGUAGAGGUUGGGUCUGCUCCUCUCGUCGACUAUUAUAAAAGGUUGUCUACACUCAGUGGGAAAAUGUGCUGUCAGUUUGCUGGAGAAAAGUGCCUUUGCCUCUCGCUCGUGCCCCACUCAGUCGCACCAUUCCACAAAUGUGCAACUAAAUGAGGAGCCACGGACUGCCAUAGAGUUUGUUUAAACGUCGUUUUGUGGACGUUAUCCUUUGAAUUUCUAUCGUUUUUCUCAGAACCACUGGAUGAGCACCCGGAAUAUCUGCUCCCAUCGAGGAUGCUGCCUGUAGGCUGGGCACCAAAAGCCGACGAUGGCUCUCACCAGCUCUUAUUUACCCACUCAUGGCGUAUUAUUUUCUCUUUGCAGUACCGCCCUCCCUACAGACCCUGGUCAAGAGUUCGACCAGACGUAUCCGUAGUAGGCAACGUUUUCGACAAAACAGACGUCCGAGCCAACAGGACGUCCCCUCCUCCUCCUCAGCUGCCGUUGGUCAUUCUGGACUGGAAGCCCCGAGCCACAUCAAACUGAAGAAACUGCGUAGCCACAAGACCAAAAUGGCACUAGCCCGGAAUCCUGCUAAGCUCGCUCAGAUAAAAACCCAGCUGGCACGACGGGUAAGUAUUACACACAGUACUGGCAAAACACGGCAUUAAAGCUUCCUUCUGCAGACUACUGCGUGACCACACCCUAUCAUUCUUGUGAAAUAAGCCCAGAAACUGCUGCCUCAGCAUGUUUACUAGGUUGGAAUCACUUCGGUAGGUAUUGGACCCUAUCAGACGGCGUGCAGCCUCCGCCCUUGGCUAGUUCAUUCCGAGAAUGAACCCUCGGCGGCCCAAUUCGGAACCGCGGCUAUGGACCAACUUCGUUAGAGGGUACGGUUGAUGCCCGAAGGCAUUUCACAGUUUGCCAGUAUCCACAAAACGCGCCGCUGAUGCGGAAAUUCGACGCCGUAGUGGAACUUCCAGACAAACUGCUUCUGGUAAUCGCUAUUAAAUGCUGUAUGAUCAGCAUCAAAACACUAGGGGAACGUCUACCACCCCACAAAUAAAACCAAUUAUCCUACUGCACUCGUGUUAUGGCUCACGUUCCACCUAAGCAAACCAUGUCUGACAUAUGUGUGCUCACUCAUUCGGAAAUCGGGUAACCCUACAACUAGAGGCCAUCGAAAGUCACAUGUUAGUGCUUACCUAUACAACGUAAUCUCGUCUUUGAUGUAUUUCAUUGAGAACAAACUUAAGAUUUGCGUCGCUCUUUUUGAGUAAUAAUUACUACAUUUCAGAGGAAAGCUGCCAAUCCCCUGUUCUCCUUCGGCAAGAAGGGGCAAACAUCAAAGAAGGCCAGAUAG